AUGGCCACUCAAAAGAAGAUCAUCGUAGUCGUUGGUGCCACCGGAAACCAAGGCUCCUCAGUAGCCCACACAUUCCUCAAUCUCCCCUCAUGGCACGUCCGCUGCAUAACCCGCAACCCUUCAUCCCCCGCCUCGCAAGCACUCGCUGCUCUAGGAGCUGAACUCGUACAAGCCGAUCUUGAGGACCCCGGCUCCCUAUCCAAAGCCUUCUCCCACGCAAACGCCAUCUUCGUGAACACCGAUUUCUGGGCCGUGUAUGGAGCCACGAACAAGGAAUUCGCCGGGCAAGAAAACGCUUUGGACAGAGCCGGGGAAAUAGCAUUCGAGAAGGAAGUCUCGUGGGGGAAGAACGCCGCGCACGCAGCAGCUGCUGUGCCAUCGCUAGAGCGCUACGUUUAUUCCACUCUGCCCAGCAUCCGAAAGGGCAGCAAUGGGAAAUACGGUGCUCAUCACAACGAGACCAAACCAACCAUUGCCGAGUACAUUAUAAAAGAGGAACCCGAGUUGGCUAAAAAGGCGUCUUUCAUCUACCUGGGCGCUUACACCACAAAUCCAUUCAUCGCAGGUCCGCGAUUCGAUGCCGAGAGCGGGCAAUUCAAAUUCCUUGUGCCUUUUAGCAAAGAGGUCAAAGUACCAAUCAUCGAUCCCGUGAAUUCAACCGGCCCGUUUGUGCGUGCGUUGGUCGAGGACGAGGAUGUGGGUACGCACUUGUUGGCUUACGACAGCUACCUCACAGCUGAGGAAAUUGUAAAGCUGUGGUCGAAAACGAGUGGGCAGGAAGCAGAAUUCGUGCUAGUGACCACGACCUUUUUGCACGAGAAAUUUGGGCUUCCCAAGGAAGCGUUGGCUGCGCCGAAUGCGAUUAGCGAGUUUGGGUAUAUGAGUGGGAUUGAGAAGUUUAUUGAACCGCCCCAGUUGAAGAAGAAGGGACUUACUAAGUCCUAUGAAGAUUGGUUGAAGGAGAGAAAUUGGAAGGAGGUGCUGGAAUCCAUCAAGUCUUCCGCGAUUCCUUCUUUCAAAGCCAUGGAGUGA
Molecule: messenger RNA, 1032 nt
Organism: Lachnellula hyalina
Lineage: Eukaryota; Fungi; Ascomycota; Leotiomycetes; Helotiales; Lachnaceae
Product: NmrA-like family domain-containing protein
Exons: 1
Coding region: 1-1032 (343 amino acids)
Source: RefSeq, a predicted model, not a curated record